AUGCUUCAGAGUCUUCUUAGUAUUUCUUAUCUUUGUCGAGUCGAUUGCUUUUGAUUUUUAUUUCCAUUUGGUCGACCUGAUGGUGCAUUAAAAGCAACAUUAAGUUUACUUGAACGUGUUCUUGCCAAAGAUUUAUCAACACCAAUAUCUCGUGAUGAUAUACGACAUUUUAUUCGAAAAUGUCUUGAAAAUGCUGCAUAUACUAAUUAUACACGUGUUUCAGAUCAAGCCAAAGUUGAAGGUUACACCUUUUUUUUUUAUUUAUUUUUUAUUUAA
This is a messenger RNA of Rotaria sp. Silwood2, 276 nucleotides long. Lineage: Eukaryota; Metazoa; Rotifera; Eurotatoria; Philodinida; Philodinidae. The record is from the annotation of a GenBank genome assembly.